Molecule: messenger RNA, 1033 nt
Organism: Centruroides sculpturatus (bark scorpion)
Lineage: Eukaryota; Metazoa; Arthropoda; Arachnida; Scorpiones; Buthidae
Exons: 5
Coding region: 75-860 (261 amino acids)
Biological process (GO): regulation of DNA-templated transcription
Molecular function (GO): DNA-binding transcription factor activity; sequence-specific DNA binding; zinc ion binding
Source: RefSeq, a predicted model, not a curated record
UCCUUAAAAGUGAAUGUUUCAUUUCGUUUUCACUGUUGUUUCGUAUUCAUUUAUUUUUAUAUUUUUAAACGAUAAUGGCUACAAUAGAGCAGAUCACAGAACAAAAAGGUCAAAGAGGUAGAAUGAUAAUUAGUCAAUGCAGAAUUUGUUAUCGCCAGGCAUGGAAUGAUUAUUAUGGAUGCGAGGCGUGCAAACGUUGUCUUCAGUUUGUCUUCACAACAAUCAUUAACAGAAGUUGCUACGAAUGCUCUAUAAAUGGUGACUGCAAGCCGGUUUAUAAAUGUAAAUUUUGUACUUUACAGACAUGUUAUAAGAAGGGUUUAAAACCGAUCAGGUUUGGAAUACAUUCUCGAGGAUAUUAUCUAAGGGAUAAAGAAAUUCUGCUACAUAGAGUUCCAACUAGAGCACCGAAUAACUAUUACUUACUAAAAGAGUUCCUAAAAUUUAAAGUUUUUCUCAUCUCAACACUGAAAGAUGUUUCUUUAUGGAUAAUAGAAAAUAUGCCGAUAACAGCAACAAACAGAAUGGACCUAUAUCCGAUAAAAGCUAUAACCUUGCAGAUCGUAGAAGAAUCACUUGUUGCUCACGAUGUUCUAAAACUGGAAAAUUAUUAUCUCGAUCCGUACAAAUGUAAAAUCGAACAAUUUCAAUACUUGACAAUGCAGAUUUUGAUACUGAUGCGAGUGAUGAGAGAGAGAUUUUCUAAUGGAAAAAUUGACUUUAAAACGAAGAUUCAUUUAAUAUAUUUUGAAGGGCCAAGAAACGAUCGCGUUAUACAUCACGAAAGUCUUCAUCAGCAACUGAGAGAAAUUGCUAUUUUGAUGAACGCCUGCUUCAGAUAUUUGCAAGAGUUUUCUUAAAUGCCGAUUGUUAUAAAAAAAUUUAACUUUUAUAAGACAUUUUUAAUGAAUUUUAUUUUUAUUUUUUAUUAUAAUUGGUUUUAUAUUUACGAAUCUCUGAGUAUCUCUGACAUUUGGUACACGUUUCGAUAUAAUUCAAUAAGAAUUACUAACAAUCAUCUGAUUUUAUUGAA